CCCUGAGGGGCCAACACAACCAACCCCGAGCCAGGAGUCCUGGAUUCUAGUGUUCUUGUGUAAGGUGAUGUGACCUUGGCGGAAGUCACAUCACCUUACUGAUGAUGUUACCCAGGAGAUAUGGCAGUGCUUUAUCCAUUAGAGCCCAUUGUGAAGGCUCGUGGAUGGUGGACUCAGUGUCUGGCCUCUGGUGGAGAAGGGCUAGACUAAGGCUGGGUCAAGAUGGCGUCUGUAUUCCGAAGUGAGGAGAUGUGUUUGUCACAACUGUUUCUCCAGGUGGAGGCUGCAUAUUGCUGUGUAGCUGAGCUUGGAGAGCUUGGAUUGGUUCAGUUCAAAGAUUUAAAUGUGAAUGAGAGCCGCUUCCAAAGGAAAUUUGUGAAUGAAGUCAGAAGGUGUGAAUCACUGGAAAGAAUUCUCCGUUUUCUAGAAGAUCAGAUGCAAAAUGAGAUUGAGAUUCAACUGCUGGAGAAGUCCCCGCCCACCCCUCUCCCUCGGGAAAUGAUCACCCUGGAGACCACUCUAGAAAAACUGGAAGGAGAAUUACAGGAAGCCAAUCAGAACUAUCAGGCUUUGAAGAAAAGCUUCCUAGAACUGACCGAACUCAAAUAUCUCCUGAAGAAAACCCAGGACUUCUUUGAGACGGAAACCAAUCUAGCUGAUGAUUUCUUUAUGGAAGACACUUCCGGUCUCCUGGAGUUAAGACCUACGCCUGCAUACAUGAGCGGAAAGCUGGGGUUCACAGCUGGUGUGAUCAACAGGGAGAGGAUGGCUUCCUUUGAGAGGCUGCUGUGGCGAGUUUGCCGGGGAAACAUCUACCUGAAGUUCACUGAGAUGGACACGAUUCUGGAAGAUCCGGUCACAAGAGAAGAUAUUAAAAAGAAUAUAUUCAUCAUAUUUUAUCAAGGAGAGCAGCUCAGGCAGAAGAUCAGGAAGAUCUGUGAUGGGUUUCGAGCCACCAUAUACCCCUGUCCAGAGCCGGCGGCGGAGCGCAGAGAGAUGCUGGCAGGUGUCAACAUGAGGCUGGAAGAUUUAGUCACCGUCAUCACGCAAACAGAGUCUCACCGUCAGCGCCUCCUGCAAGAAGCAGCCGCCAGCUGGCACUCCUGGGUCAUCAAAGUGCAGAAGGUGAAGGCCGUCUACCACAUCCUGAACAUGUGCAACAUUGACGUCACCCAGCAGUGUGUCAUCGCUGAGAUCUGGUUCCCUGUGGCAGAUGCCCUGCGCAUCAAGAAGGCGCUGGAGCAAGGCAUGGAACUGAGUGGCUCCUCCAUGGUCCCCAUCAUGACAGCAGUGCAGUCUAAAACAGCUCCUCCCACAUUUAACAGGACCAAUAAAUUCACAGCUGGCUUCCAGAAUAUUGUCGAUGCGUAUGGCGUCGGCUGUUACCGGGAGAUGAACCCAGCUCCCUAUACCAUCAUCACUUUCCCCUUCCUGUUCGCCGUGAUGUUUGGAGACUGUGGUCAUGGAAUCGUGAUGCUGCUGGCAGCCCUUUGGAUGGUCCUUAAUGAGAGACGCUUGCUCUCCCAGAAGACGAAGAACGAGAUCUGGAACACCUUCUUCCACGGACGCUAUCUCAUCCUCCUCAUGGGCAUCUUCUCCAUCUACACGGGCUUGAUCUACAACGACUGCUUCUCCAAGUCUCUCAGCAUCUUCGGCUCCUCUUGGAGCGUCCAGCCCAUGUUCAGAAAUGGCACAUGGAAUAUGAAGGUAGUGGGAACAAACCCGUAUUUACAGCUGGACCCAGCCAUUCCGGGAGUGUACUCUGGAAAUCCAUACCCUUUUGGGAUUGAUCCGAUUUGGAACCUGGCUUCAAACAAAUUGACAUUUUUGAACUCCUAUAAGAUGAAGAUGUCGGUGAUCCUGGGAAUUGUCCAGAUGGUUUUUGGCGUUAUUCUCAGCCUUUUCAAUCACAUAUUCUUCAGAAACACUCUCAACAUCAUUCUGCAAUUCAUCCCUGAGAUGAUUUUUAUCCUGUGUCUGUUUGGAUACCUGGUUUUCAUGAUUAUUUUCAAAUGGUGCUACUUUGACGUCUCCAUGUCCCGGCGGGCGCCGAGCAUCCUCAUCCACUUCAUCAACAUGUUCCUGUUUAACUACGACUCUUCGAACACACCCUUGUACGAACAUCAGCAAGAAGUCCAAAGUUUCUUUGUUAUUAUGGCUUUGAUUUCUGUGCCAUGGAUGCUUCUGAUUAAGCCAUUUAUUCUUAGAGCAAAUCAUCGGAAAUCCCAGCUGCAGGCAACCAUGAUCCAAGACAAUGCCACUGAGGACUUUGAAGGUGGCCACGCUGGUCCGCCCACGAGCUCUGGUCAGCGGGCUUCUGCAGGUGCCCAUGGGGCUCAGGAUGACCAUGAAGAAGAGUUCAACUUUGGAGACGUCUUUGUGCAUCAGGCCAUCCACACGAUCGAGUACUGCCUGGGCUGCAUUUCAAACACGGCGUCCUACCUCCGGCUCUGGGCCCUCAGCCUGGCGCAUGCACAACUGUCCGAGGUGCUCUGGACCAUGGUGAUGAACAUCGGCCUCUGCGUGCGAGGCUGGGGAGGACUUGCUGGGGUCUUUGUCAUUUUUGCUGUGUUUGCUGUCCUGACAGUAGCCAUCCUUCUGAUCAUGGAGGGCCUCUCCGCUUUCCUGCACGCCCUGCGGCUGCACUGGGUGGAGUUCCAGAACAAGUUCUACGUCGGGGCUGGUUACAAGUUUUCUCCAUUCUCCUUUAAACAAAUCCUGGAGGGGACAGGCGAGGAGUAGCUGCCAGCUCGGCGGCUGCGGCCGCCUCCUCCUCCGAGCACCUCCUGCACCAGCCUCUGCGCCAGUGAAAGGGGUUUGGUCUCGUCUUUAACGUCAGCCCGCGCACGCCGUCAAUGGGAUGAUUGUUCUCGGCUAACCGGAGGCAGGAAGCCAUGUAUAAUUUAUCUCUCAGCCGUGGGAUUUGAUAUGACUUAACCAUGUCAUAGAGGAACCAUGUAGGCAAGUCAUGUCAACCUCACGGGGGGCCUUCAUUGUUGAACACUGAAAUGAUUGAGAAAUGGGGAGGGCGGAGAGCUGAACUGCUGGUUUUUUGCAAUAUUUUAAGUAUUAUAUGUAAGAAAAUAAACUCCUGGGCCAUUCA
This is a messenger RNA of Vicugna pacos (alpaca), 3103 nucleotides long. The record is from RefSeq and is a predicted model, not a curated record. NCBI's taxonomy places the organism in Eukaryota, Metazoa, Chordata, Mammalia, Artiodactyla, Camelidae.